AUGUCCACCAUAAUAGACCCUCCGCCUAAAGCUCUACUAGAAAACGUCACAUUGAUUUUUGAGAACAUGAAGGUGUAUACGCCUCUCUUUAGUUAUCUGUUUACUUUUUAUUUGAUUGGCGUUUGCUGGUUAUUUUGUUUGUUUAUUUCAUGAAAAGGGAACACCAACAGUUCAUUCAUCCCUUGUAUGGGCGACUAUGUGGUCAUCUUUUGGCUCAACUUAAAUUGAGAUGUUAAGACUAGCGAACGAUUUCAUGACUGCUCAAGACUUGAUUAGUAAAUCAACAUUACAUCCCAUUAGGCUCCCCGCUUAUUUUCAAAUUUCGUCACCUCGAAGCCACCACAAAGGGAGGGGUGGGGACUAUCAGACACCGACGGCCUUCCUAGAUUUUAUAUCAGAGACUUGAGGAAUUCGAAUCAAAAAAUGAAUUAACAAAUUCGUUUUUGCUGAAUAACAAAUUUUGACCUCGUUCAUGGAGUAGACCCAGGGACUUUCAUAUUGAGAAUACUAUUCAACUUGGAGGGUUACGUUAGUAUUCUAUAACUAUGACGCCUUACUAAUCAGCAACUAGUAAGGCAUCACCGAGGCAAGCGCUGAAGCCUCGCUAUACUACCCCUUAAAUCACAACACUUGAUUCUUUUUUUCCUUUAGGCGAAUCGUAAAGAAAGAACCUGUGUAUUCUGGAACUUCUCUGAAAAAAAGUAAGCACCACUGUAACAUAAAUUUUAUAAAUGGCGUGAAUUCUUCCAAUUUUUCAUCGGUGCUAAAGUUAUCUAAGCGGAUUCUAAAAAUAUCCGAAAUACUUUUUAGCGUUUAGCAGAGUGAAUUGAACAUAUUUCAAGUGGACGGAGGAAGGGGUUUCAAAUCGAAUAAGUUAUUUUUAAAUUAUUUUUUAAAGCUUUGGGAGUUGGUCAAGUGAAGGAUGUCAAACAAAGACGACAUCUGAUCAUCAUGCGGAAUGUGUUUGCAAUCAUCUCACCCACUUUGCUGUGCUCAUGGGUUUCACCGACAAUGCUGAUGACGGGAAGGUGAACAUUUUUUUUUCUACAAAAUCAAACUGUAUGGAUCUAAAAAGGUACAUAGAGGCAUGAAAAGUAUCGCAUUCAUUUCUAUUUAUUAAAACAGACAUUUCCUUUAAUACAAAUACAAGAAUUAUGACGUUUACAGUUUUUCAAUCAGGAUAAAACUCGUUCGUCAGAUGAGCAUGACAAAAUACUGACACUUCUCACUCGAGUAGGAAUGGCUUUAUCUCUCACUAGAGUAAUACUCACAAUUAUCAGCUAUCUUCAGCUCACGUAAGUACAUUUAAGUAACACAGAUGUCCAACUGAAUUAUGUGUGAUAAAUUAACCAUUUUAAGAGAACAGAAAAUAAGCUAUCGGAUCAGUACUGGAUCGAUGUCAGCGCGGAGUGCUCGUAUCUGGAAAAAAAAUUAGACGUUCUUGGAUGAUCUUUCUUUAAAACUGAUACAUCGUCAAGGUGUGAAAAUAGCUUCAUAUAAAGCUUUCGUCUAAAGUAAAAACUUUCUAGUCAAUAUUCUUUAUCCAUUCGUUAAUCAGUAAUUAAUUCAUGUACCCUCCAUUUGGUGGAUCAUUUGCAAUUGUGUUUGUUAUGGUUUCCUUUGCAGUUCAUUGACCAUAGUUUUGUUUUUGUUGCUUGUCGAGGGGAUUUAUAUCUACUUAUUUGUUGUAAAGGUUUACAACAUUACCGACAAAAUACAUCGCUAUCAUGGCUUUUGCUGGGGUAAGUAGCAUUGUGAAGAAAUGCGAAAAAUGGGAUAGGACUUAAAGAAUAUACUUGAGGAAAUAUCUCGAUUCUGAUUUGCCAAAACCAAUACAAACAAAAGAUCAUAAGAUGACAUUGUUUUAUUAAUUCUUUAAAUGAACCAUUGAAUUGUCUUGAGGUGUACUUUAGUUAAUCGUAAAAUAUUUCCAGUGCUUGUUAGAGCUAGCUAUAGUUGCAAAUUUAGUUGGCUGAAAUCACGCAGCUAUGUCUAAUUUGCAGUGUUUUAGCAAUUUCAUACCCACAACUUAUGUUGCUUAGGUUGUAGCUGAUUCAAGCUAAUUUAAGUUGCAUGUAUGCUUUUUUUUUUCUUUUGUUGUUGUGGUUUUUUUUUUUUUUUUUUUGUCCGGCUGUCGAGUCAUUUUCUCAACCCCAGGCUUGGCUAGGUUGGUGACAUUUAACCACACUUACGUGACAUCGUUGGCAUUAUAUGGAAUAAUUAUUUGUCUUAGAAUCAAAUUAUCCAAGAAUACCAGUUUAUGAUAUACUGAUUAAUCAUUUAACCGGUAAUCAGGUCUGAACCAUAGAAACAAUUUUGGUGCUUUUUUUUUUUUUUUUUUUUUUUUUUAAUGCACACAAAUAAAGUUUAUAGUAUAUAACAAUUGACUAUAUCGUAGAAAAUUGUUUUAACUACAACAUACCUGAGAAGUGAUCGUCAUUUAUCGUCAGGGGGAGGAGGGGGUUGGGGUGCAGGGUGCGUAGAAUGUUGGUUUCUCUGUGUCACUAUGAGAUUUACUUAAUUUUUCCGAAGGCUCCACGAUGUUUCAUUCCCUCACUCCCCCUCCCUUCUUCAUCGGCAGUUUAUAGAGAGUCAAUUUUCAAUAGCCUUUCCUUAUUACUAUGUUGGCGACCACUAAUCGCCUCCAUGUUGCCCCUGAAAACCUAGUGUUUCCCCACACAUAUAUCUCUAGCUUCCAUCCACCAACAUUUUAAAAACAACGCAAAUACAUGUAUUUGCUCAAUUGCGCUCGUGUCAAAGAUCGCUUGCAUAAUUCUGAAAAUUGACCAAGAUCUCCUUUUGACCGUCCAAACUUCGUUCGUUUAUCUUCUAUGUUGGGGAUUUUAUGUUUUCGAAACAACUGAAUGGAGAAUAGAUGCCGAGUUGUCCUAAAACGUUGCGUAAACAUGAUCGGUGGUAACGCUCGCGCGCUUGCGUGACUAAAAAAAAAAAAAAAAAAAGAAAAAGGAAAAAAACACACGCUUGUUUUUGAACUGACUAAAAAUUUAGGCAUUAAAUUUCCUUUGGUGCGAGACUCGAGGAUUUUAAACCUUUGGAACGACGUACGAUGAAUCCUGGAAACUGGAGUUUAAGUCCAUUGGCAAGAUAUGCCGGCUGGUCUCAUGAGCAGAUCAAGCGCUGACAAAAUUUGACAGCUUUGAAAUUUUAAGCGGAUGCAAAAAGCGAGACAAAAAUCUGUCAUGACACAAUUUGUCCUUUGACCAUGUCAAAAGAAUUCUGGUUUUUUCUGCUAGUGCAGAUAGCCCAGAUUGGCACUUACGAAUAAACUUUGAGUUAAAUAAUAGCCUUCACUCUCGAGAAAUUGCAAAUAUAUUACUCAUGUGAUCCGACUACAACUUUAAUUCCGAGAACUUCGAAAACAUCUCUAGUCAGUCUGGCUUUCUUUCACUGCCUCACAUUUUUCCUUGUACUGCGGGUGUCAACUAGUACUUUCACUUGGAACAUGCUAAUAACUGUUUCAUUUUUUCCAUAUCAACAUUUUAAAAGAUAAGAUCAUCAUAAAAAUGUAAAGUUCUUCCAUUCACUUUAAUACAAUGUAACUUUCGAUUUUAAUUCGUUACAUUGACUAAUUUGGUUUCAAUUCGUGGAGCCCGCGAAACAGGUAAAAUAAAAAGGGGAAAAUUUACACAAUCUCGUCACGCAAUACAUCAAACUGGGUUUGUCCAGUUGAUUUUGAUGGUCGCAAGGAAAUGCCGAAUUUAUCGCUCAAAACCGUUUUGGCCCACAACAGCGUAACUCCAUUAGUGAUUGAAACAAAUUUGCAAAAAGUAGGGCUAGUUCAUCGGGUUCCGUGUGCUAAAUCUCGGGAGAAACUGCACAAUUCUUUUAGAGAGUAUGCGUGUUGUUUUGUAAAUAUAAACACUAUAACGUAUUUUAUCUUGUUUGUUUGUCCUUUAAAGCAACGCAACAAUGUCUGUAAUGACCAGAGUGCCAAAUUUUAUUCUUUAAUUUUUAAUUUCUCCACACUUUACGUAGUUCAUAAUCUGAUAUUUCUACGUAAAUUAACGAAUCCUGCAUUUUGAUUGCUUCUUAGUGGGGUCCGGAUUUUUUUAUCUCUGCCCACGUGAGUCGUGGGUCGCCGAGUACAUCCCUAGUUUCGUUGCUAUUUUCAUAAAUAUAACUUGUUUUGCCGGCUGGACAUAUUUUCAAGCAAUUCAAGCCAAUUAAUAACUUAUUAAUCGUCUCUUUUCUCCCGUUAAAAUCACUUUGGAUACUAGCAACUAGCUGCCUCUGCUAAAGACAGCAAAAGCUGUUGAAGGAGAAAUUACAAACAGGUCAGGGCAAAUUUCUGGUCCCUAAAAUUUUCGAUGCUUGGAUGCAAACCUCUGUAACUUUCCAGAGUUCUCGUUGGGCGUUCAGAGUACAUCACGAAGAUUUUCUAUUCGUUAUUUCCCAAGUUGUUAUUACCUUCAAGGUUACAUACGUAAUCCACGCUGUUAGUGAACUGACCGAUUCAUCCUAGCGGUUGGUGGCCGUUGUCUGCAAUUCUAUUGUUGUAAAUUACAGAUCUAAACAUUUUCCGUUUCACAAAUUACAGAUUUUCAUUUCGAAAGUUAUAGAGUUUGAGCUAAUUCAACAAUCUACAGGUGUCAAAUGUGUUUCGCAAACUACAGUAAAUCCUCGGUACGGUUAAAUAAUGACACCAAAACAAGAGUGGUACGCGAGGUCUGCAAUGUUAGAGAAGUGGUAGGACCAAGCAUGAAAAUUUUGGUACUGGAAAUUUGCCUUCACUUGUUUGUAAUUUCUCCUCUUACAGUUUUUUGCGGUCUUUGGUACAGGAGGCAAUAGUGAUCUGCUUCAUUGCGAUAGUUUCUUGCACAAAUCAAACAGAGCGGCAAUUUUUUUCCUUUGCCGCCGUCACUUCACGUAAUGCCUCUCUCGCAAAUCUAUAUUUUUUUUUACUCUUUCACUAUGAAAUUUCGAUGAAUCUUCGCUCGUUUCUCUACCACUGCACUCUAUUCUUUAAACCGAUGAAAGCGACUUCGCACUUAGCCUCGUCCUCAGGCCGUAAUUUCGGUACCAGAUCACUGAAUCGCCAGAACUCAGAAGUAGCCUAUUAAAUUUAUCGGUUGAAUUUUCAUUCAUUGGAUAUCGGAUCGAAUUCUCUCAAACAAUUUUUUCUUUGUAAAACGGUGAGCCGAGUAUUCAGUCCCAAUAAAAAUAGCUUUCGGUAAGUCUUUGUAGGUCUGUUCAAUUUGGUCAUUUAUACCAUAAACUGCACAACAAAAACACAAGGAAUUCAAUGAGAAAAAGGCGCAUCAAAUUAUCCUUUGGUCCUCAUUUGACUAAAGUUUCUCGGUGAAAGAAAGACCAGAUUUAUCUAUGCCAUUGCAGCAAACAAACGAGCAAACUCUCACAACUUCUAAAGAUGCACUUGAAUUUACUUACAACUGCUUUCCUUGUCAUUUACUGACUGAACAGAGGUAUCUUUCGUACAUCGAUAAUCGAUGGAAGUGAAUAAUAUCCAAUAUACGAUCAUUGGAUGAUUGUCAUUCAUUGAAGAAAAGAUUGUCGUGACAGACAUUGAACUUGAGUUUGUUUGCCAAAACGGUGCCGUUGUUAUUUUCUUUCAAUUUUGUGCAUGCGCCUUUCAUCUUCUGGCUCUCUAUUUGACAGGUGUCAGAUUGUGACAGAUACUUGUAAAAAAGUGUUUCAAAAAUUGUUUGAAAACCUUUUAAAUCACCUUAAAUAUUACACAAAAAUAGUUCGGUGAAGCUUCUCUCUUUAAAUUGCAAUACCUCUAUUUAACUAGCAUUUGUCUGUCUUGAUUACCGCCUUCAACCUGAGGCCUCUAGCGGUACUCAAGAUUUUGGGCACAGUUUUUCCGUUUGACGAAUAACAUAAACUGUUAAAAAUUAAUACUAUUAAUAUCAUUAUUAUUACCGUUAUUGUUAUUAUAAUUGUUUAAUCUGUUUAAUUUCAUUUUGUUACAUGUAUAUUUUACAAUACAACAUUUUCCUGAGAGCGAAUCUACUGUAAACCAUGUAUGUAUACCCAACUUACUCUAAUUUACCCAAAAAGGUUUGAAUAAUAGUGGGUCCUAACUUGGGUGUUUUUUUUUUUUUUUUUCUAUCGUCGCUGCCGCGAUAGUUUAAUAUGCUGUUUGCAGAUGAUAUUUUCUUUUCUUUUUUCUUUUUUUUUUUUUUUUUUGUAAGUGAAAGCCCUUUAAUAAGUUGAAAGAUAGCACAUACCGUAUUAAUAUGGAGUAAUGCAUUGCGUGCUAAAUUAUCGAGUCACGAAGGAGAAUUGUAGAACAGAUGGCCGGGAUGACAUGUGGAUAAAAACAUACUGGAUGAAUCAUAGGCGCUUCAAGUGAAUAUAUGUUUUUAUGUCAUUGAUUCAUUGUGGAUGGAUUGAUAGAAACAAGAGUCUGCGAGUGAGACCAAGAGUCUUCGUGUGAGAUCAGGAAGGAUGAACAAAAUACCCUAUGGUUUCGGAGGCAUAAUUCAUAUUGCAACGUUCCUUCUUGGUAAGAAUUAUCUUACGCCGAUUAAUAUUAUCAGUAUUUCGAUUGACCCGAUGCAGAGGCAACUAUUAGUUUAAAGUUUAAUUUGUUAAUCGUUUAUUGGAACGUCAAACAAAAAGAAGAAGGGGUCAAACGAAGAAAACUUUCUAACUUCCUCUGUCAAAUUGUGUCAAUUACUGACAGAAUCUACACACUUAAUUUGAAACUCCUUUAACAACAAAAUUAAAUAAGCAAAAAUUAAACAUUUGUGUUUUUAUGGAUCGGUACUGUCCUUCAAAUUCAAUUAAUAAUGAAAGGCAGAGUCAAAAUAUUAGACAAAAACUAUGGGUUUUUGGUGUUAUGCUAACGAUCAAAGCGAACCUGCUACCGAAGCGGAACUUGCAGUAGUUUAUCACGUCAAAAACACCAGUUCAAAGACAAAAAUAUUCAAAUAGGUUUGUUUGUCGCAACUCAUUUUUAACGGAUACCGAUCAAUCUAUAUAAAAUUUUGUUUAAGAGGAUACAACGCUACUUAGCUAAUUGCCGUUUAAAAGUGUCACUCAGUUGAUCGCCUUUAUUAUUCCGCGAGACGCCGUGGGUUUUCGAAAAGGCAAGACCACAUUUCCUUAGGGUGACACGAUCGAUCUGAACCACACGAUUUUAUAUUGGAUAGAAAUAAGAAAACCAACAUACAAAUUGUUCCAUGAAAAAAGAAAUUAUUUUAGAAGCAGUCGCUUUAAUUUUUCUUUCGCUUUUCAGAAUAACAAUGUACUUUAGGAAAGCGCCGUGAACUGCGUCAACCAGAUGUUAUGACUCAAGCUUAUAAACAGCCAACUUAAAGAAUAUACAACUUAGGAAAAGGCACAGUCUAACGAUGCUUUUGGUUGAAAGAAUUUCCUCAUGAUUAUUCCAAAAAGAAAGGCUUAGAAAAGAGAUCUCAUUUUUCUCAUGCAAAUAAAUGCAUCGAAUAAGCUUUAUGCCUAAAUACAUGCUAUUUAAAUACGUGAGGCUUAUUUCAAAGCCAAGAUGACGAGCAUCUUGGAUGUAAAUAAAAUUAAAAACUUGCGCAAACUAUACGAUAAAUGCAUCGCAGUCAAUGAUUAUUACUAGUUGUUAUUGGUAUCCUUUUCAUUUAAGGUAACAUUUCUUUUCCUUUCCUAUCCUGUAGUUUUUCAAAGCGGCCGGGCAAUGGCAGAACGAAGUAAGUUCCCGGUUAUCAGCUGGCUUGAGCAAAUUAAAAAAAAAAAUUGAAUGAAUAAGAUAAUCUCAAGUGGGUUAAUGGACUAUUAACUAUCCAAUUCCUCCCACUUUGUCCAAUAGCCAGGUGUUCAUUUACUUUAUUUCGCUGCGAUGUUUAUUUUCCUACAGAUCAUGAGUGUGAAACUGCCCCGUUCUUGAAGCAGAGUGAAUGUAGUGGUUCCAACUGCAAAGGACUUCUCACGAGUAAAUGGCACAGGAUAAAAUGCUUUCCGUUUCCAACCAGCCGUAGAAAAGGUCUAUGCUCUAAAUGGUGCAAUGAAGGAGGGACAUCGACUCAGCCUUGCUAUAAUGCAUUUCAUAAAUAUUCUUCAGAUCAAAUCUGUUUCAAAAACAGCGACGAAAAACUCAACUUUGAAGUAGUACACUGCAGAUCUUUCGAGUUUAACAUUAGGUUAGAAUCGAUGGUUUCAAGUGAGUAUUUUCCUACACUUUUUCUGUUUGAUCCUUUCUACUUUAUUUUUUUACUUUUUCUUCUUUUUCUUCUGCUUCUUCUCAUUAUGAUUGUUAUCUUUAUUAUUAUAAUUGUCAUCGUUAUUAUUAUUACUAUUAUAAUUUGUUUGAGAUCAUAACUCUUCUAUGAUUUUUUCACAUUGGGAUGCUAAGGGAAGAGAAAGCCAAAAAAACAAUUUCGAGCCUCAAUUCCGUUUGCCUUUAGCAUAAGUAUAACUGUUUAGCGAUGCCAGUUAUGUACUGUGUUUUUGCAGCACCUCAUCAGUCUACAGAGGCAGGCGGACGGCAAGCUCAUAAUAGGCGUUAAAUUUUGCUUACAAUGUUGGCAUUUGCCCAGUGUCUAUUGUAUAUGGACUGGAAGUUUUUGAUCCCGGAUGUUCUCAACGAACUAUGGGAUUUCCAAACGAUCGUGGCCUGCACUGAUGAUCACAUGCAACAUGUCUGUUUUUAACUGUUUAUUAAAUCGUUGUUAAUUUUAUACAUCCUGAGUUGAAGUCCAUUCGAAACCUCACAUCUAUAAGGUGCUCAAAAUUCUACAGCCAAGAAGUGUAAUUUGCAAUUGAGUAGAAGAGGUCAAACCCCUUUAAAAUUCCUAAUAUAGAGUACGAAUACCACCAAGCGUCAGUCCUUUUGUUUGAUAUAAUUUUUAUUUCCCGCUUUUUAUCUCCUAAGCUUUUACUACAGAAACAACUGGAGUAACAGACGUUACAAAUCAACCAACCAUCAUUUCAGCCAUCAAGGAUGCAAAACAGCGGUUUAGAUCUUCAAUCCAAAGCAUUCGGUUCGACGAUUUAAAAAGGAUUCCAAUGGAUCAAAAACUGGAGGAUACUGUCUUUGCUGCGUUCAUCUUUGAAGACUGUAUAUUAAGCACUGCCAGAAGGUGGCUGCACGCUACAAAUCCCGAAUUUAUUGAUGUCGAUAAAGAUCUGAGUAAGUGCAAAAUAGUCUUUCCUCUUUUUCUCGGAAAUGAGCUUCAUCAUGUAUGUGUUCAGGCAAGCAAUACGUGUAUAUUAAGAGCCAGCAGCACUAUACUUUACAUCAGCCACAAAAUUCUGAUAUCUCUUUAUCGGAGGCAUGAACUGUGGCUUUCAAUUCCAUUAUCUGGGAAUGACUGCAUGCAAAAUCAUGAGUUGGGGGAAAUGCAACUGAAUAAAUUCUAGUCAUGCGGGUCAUUGCCUGUGCUGAGCACAUGCAGUUUUACUCUGAAGGCAAGUGAAAUAUAUGUUGACGCUGUAACAUUUGCAUCACAUAUUUUGCUUUUUUAUCAAUAUAGACUUUCGAGUUCGACGUAAUGUCCUUCAGAGAGGAGAUGACUUUCUGUUUAAUGGGAGCAAUCGGGGGAACUUUAUUAAGAUUCCCUCCGCUAAUCUGGAUCAAGGUAAAAACCCUUCCUUGGUUUGAGUCAAUUUAUUUCAAGACAAUUGCCCAUAAUUUCUUAUUCAACUCUUCAGUGGAAAUGGCUUCAUUCCGAGGUGCAAUACCAAAUUUGCAAUAUGCACUAGUGUGCACUUAAUACAGUGAGUUCUUGUUUUCUUUUUCCCUUUUUCUCUCCAUCUUUGUCCAAAUCGGUUUCAGUUUUGAAAUUUCUCAAGCCUCUUCCUUUUCUAUUCUUUCCUCUUUUUUGGGUGUCAUUACGAAUAAACUUCAUGCGUUUUGAAAAAUUUUGAGUAAUGCGCUUUUUCAUGAUUCAGCUGUCUGUAAUGACAUUGGUGCCCAGAGCAUUUAAAAGCCAUGGUCGUUUUUCAAAAAAUAACUGCAUCUUUGGAAACCGAAAUCAAUAGAUUUCUCAUUUCUCUUUUAAACAGACUCCACAGUACUUGGGCUCGAAUACACCAACCUUUCUAAACUUUUAUCAAACCAUUCAGCUGACACUGAGAGAGACAACAAAACAAAGUAUGUAUAUUUUAUUUUGAUGACUGAAAAUGGAGUGGAAAAAGAAGCGUUUAAUUAUUUUUUGAUCAUUCAAGCUGUUUUUUUUUUCAGGAUACUUGACAGUGUAAUUAUGGCCGCCGUAAUAGACCCUCCACCCAAGGUUCUACCGGAAAACGUCACACUGGUUUUUAAGAACAUGCAGGUAUAUACGCUACUCUUUCGUUAUGUUUACCUUUGUUUUAAUUGAAUUGGCGUUUUCUUGUUUGUUUGUGUUUUUGUUUGUUUCAUGAAAGGGAAACACCAAUAGUCCAUUCAUUCCUUAUUUGGGUGACUAUGUUGUCAUCUUUUCCCUCAGUUGAAACUAAGUUUUGAUGACUGGCCCAUAAUUUGAAAACUGCUCGAGACUUGACUAAUAAAUGAGCAUUACAUCCCAUAAGGCUUCCUGCAAUUUUUUAAAUUCGUCACCUUGAAGCCACCACAAGAGGGGGGAAGGGGGGAACUAUCAGACACUGGCAGCCCUCCUCGAUUUUACAUCGAAGACUUGAGAAAUUCGAAUUAAAAGAUAAAUUUAAAAAGUUGGUUUUUGCUGAAUAACAAAUUUAGACCUCAAUUAUGGAGUGGUCCCAGACACCUCCAUGUUGAGAAUUACUUUUUAACUUGGAGGGUUACAUUGAUAUUCUAUAUCUAUGACGCCUUAACAGUCAGCUACUAGUAAGGCAUCACCGAGGCGGGCGCUGAAGCCUCGCUAUAUCACUCUUUGAAUCACGACACUUUAUUUUUUUUCCCAAUAGGUGAAUCGUAAAAAAAGAGCAUGUGUAUUUUGGAGCUUCUCUGAAGAAAAGUAAGCACCACAGUAACAUAAAUUUUAUAAACAGCAUCAAUUCUUCCACUUUUUCAUCUGAAAGGAAGCUAAAAGUAUCAGAAAUCACUUAAAAGCAAUUAGUAAAGUAAAUUGAACUCUUUUCAGGUGGAGGGGGGAGGGGUUUCCAAUCGAAUUAGUUAUUUUGACUCCUUUCUCCUUAUCUGAUUCUUUAUAAAGCUUUGGGAGUUGGUCAAGUGAAGGAUGUCAAACGGAGAUGAUCUCUGAUCACCAUACGGAAUGUGUUUGCAAUCAUCUAACCCACUUCGCUGUGUUCAUGGAAUUUACCGACAAUGCUGACGACGGGAAGGUGAAUAUUUUUUUCUAUUCUACAAAAAAAGUCAUACGGAUUUAAAAAAGGUACAUAGUGGCAUUAAAACUAUCGCAUUUAUGUUCAUUUAUUAAUAUAAACAUUUCCUUUGAUACAGCUAAAAUAAUAAUGACCUUUACAGUUUUUCAAUCAGGAUAAAACUCGUUCGUCAGGUGAGCAUGACAAAAUACUGACACUCCUCACUCGAGUAGGGAUGGCUUUAUCUCUCACUGGAGUCAUACUCACGAUUAUCAGCUAUCUUCAGCUCACGUAAGUACGCUAACUUAACGCUGAUAUCUUACUGAAUUGUGGGAAAUUAACUAUAAGGAAAAUAAGUCAUCAGAUCAGUUCUGGAUCGAUGUCAGCACAGACCGCUUGUAACUGAAAAAGAAAUCAAACGUUCUGGUAUGAUCUUUCUUUAAAAAUGAUGUCUCGACAAGGAGUGAAAAUAGCUCUAGACUAACGUUAGUGUAAAAUUGAAACUUUGGAGUCGGUAUUCUUUUAUCCAUUCUAUAUUUUCUAAAUAAUUCAUGUAAAAAACAUAAUUUGUCAGCGUAUUUAUUCAUUCAUUUGGUGGAUCAUUUGCAAUUGUCUUUUUGAUGGUUUCUUUUACAAUUCCUUGACCUUAGUUCUGUUUUUGCCUGACUGCUAAAUCAAUUUCAUUUAGUUGCUAUUUAUUGGCUUGUUUGUAGAGACAGAAAUUCACCUUUGUGUCACAUACGGGUUAGUCUGACUUCCUGCAUUGGAGCAGGACAUAUCAUCUUUUUCGCUGGAAUAAACUCCACUGGAAACCAGGUGACUCAUUGAACUCCUACUUUCGUGUUGCUCAUUUAAUAUUGCUGUUCUUGUGAUUGUUUGUUUUUUAACUUGGUCCAGCUUCUUUACGAUUUAAAGACUGACUAAUCUACCGAGUUAUUCCUUUUUCUUGUUUUUUGUUUGGUUUGUUUGUUUCUUUGUUUGUUACUUUGUUUUUGUUUUCAUGUUUUCUAUGUUGUAGUUUUGUCUUGUUCUUUCUGUUUACUUUUGUUUUUGUUUCUUUCUGUUUUUUUCGGAUUAUAAUUUCGGCAAAUGUCAUUAGUCAUGAAAAUUAUUACAUUUUUACGGAUAAUCUAUUCCUUGCAGGCUGGUUGUGUAGCUGUGGCAGCUCUUAUGCAGUAUUUCCUGAUGGCCAGUUUUUGCUGGAUGCUUGUCGAAGGGAUUUAUAUCUACUUUUUUGUUGUAAAGGUUUACAACAUUACCGAUGAAAUGCAUCGCUAUCAUUACUUUUGCUGGGGUGAGGAGCAUUGUCAAGAAAUAGCAAAAAUGGGAUAGGACUUGAAGAAAUACUUGAGGAAAUGUCUCGAUUCUGAUUGGCCAAAACCAAACCGAACAGAAAGAUCUUAAAAUGACUUUAUUUUUUAAUUCUUUAAAUGAACACGCGUUUUUUUCGGAAAUCAUUGGAACGUCUUCAGAUGUACCUAAGUAAAUCGUAAAAUAUUUCUGGUGCUUAUUAGAACUAGUUAUAGUUGCAGAUAUAGUUGGCUAAUAUCACGCAGCUAUGGCUAAUUUGCAGUGUUUUAGUAAUUUCAUACCCAUAAUAAAAAGAUUUCAAGAGUUAACAACAAAAAAUCACAGUGAAAAUUUAUAUAAUCGCGUAACAACUUACCGUCAGUGGUUUAUUAAAACCAUUAACUUCUACAGUCAUCGGCAUUGGCUAACGUAAUAACACUAGAACGCGAAUAUUUUUGCUGUAAUGUCUUUCUUAAACUGGCAGCAUUUCAUCACUACUUUCCUCAGGACUGCCUGCAAUCAUAGUUGCUGUAUCUCUGGUAAUCGCUGCAGGAAAUGAUGGAAUCAAAACUUUUGUCAAUGAUGAAAAGUAAGUUUGAAUAUCGACUGUAUAUAAAUUGGUGGAAGCCUGAAUUUAUGAACUUAAAAAAAAAAGGAAAAAAGCGGGGAAUGGCGAAGGUAAAGGAGAAAGAACCUUGGUGCCCUAUUGUGACCUUCCCUUUUCCCUAACUCUUCAAAUUUUUAAAUCAGGACACAAGGGAAUGCAAGGACUUAAAAACAGAAACUUGCAGCCUCAAUAACUGGCCUUUCCCCCUUCCCCCCCCCCCUCCCCCCACACACCCACCAGGCACCCCCUUAUUUCAAGUUAUGGAUCUCUCCGUGUAUUAGAGUAGGAGAGUGAGAGUUUGUAAACUAUUAUCCAAGAUGGCGUCUUUUCGUAAUUUUGCAAAUUAAUAUAAAGGCAACAUGCUGCAUAAAAAAUGGGUUUUGAUUCGACAUUCUGCCAAGAAAAGCCUUUAAAUGCUGCUGGUAAUUUAGAAAAAAUAUUUUAAAAGUCUGUUUGUGCCUUUUAUUUUUCUAAUUCUAAGCUGCUGGAUGUCCUCCUCUAACAAAGUCAUCUGGAUAUUUGUUUCCUUUAUUGGACUGAUCACAAUUGUAAGUGGCAACAGAUUGAAUUUCUUCAAUGGAUUUGAGUUUAGUCAUUUAGAGAUAUUUGUUUCAAAGUUGAUUACAACAGCGACCUGACAAUCAUUUCUGGGCUCUUUGAAUAGGAGUGAGUCUGAGUCUUUGAAAGUCAUCUUUAAAAAGUUAUAACAUAAGCUAGUGCAACAAACAUAUCCGAUAUUUCAUUUUUUUUCUCUUUUCGUAUUCUCCAUCUUCUUUUAUUUUCUAUUUUAAUCCCUGAAGAUUAACACGAUGAUCCUCGUGCGAGCUAUCAAGGAAGUUACAACAAUCCAACAGGUGAAGGAUAGCCCGACUGAGCAGAUCAGGUGGGAUGAUAAUAGUUACUUCUCCCGCCUCUUAAAUGCCUCCAUAAUGUCGAUCAACAAAAAAUCUCAUAUAAUAGCUUGUUACAAACUGAAAACUGUCCUGGACUGAUAGGCUAUGGAUGACACCCUGGCACAUAAAAUAUAAUGCGUUUUCGAUGGACGACCUUCAAACUGCUUCUGUCUCUCCCGACAUUAUAACACGGCUAUUCAUUGCCUUUAAUUUAAGCUAUGAGUUUUCAAUCUUUCCUCAGUGUAGCUUGAGGGAAAAAGAUUAAGAAUUCGGAUGAACGCUUGUGUUUUCAAAGUGACUAUUCCUUUGGUCUCUUCCAGGCUUGGUGUUCGUGCAUGCGUGGUGUUUGCUCCAUUGCUGGGUGUCACCUGGCUAAUUGGCUUCCUUGUACCGUUACACAUCGCCUUCUCCUACAUUUUUGUAAUCCUUAAUUCCACUCAGGUAAAUUCAUCUAAAACCUUUAAAGUUUGUUCAAGCAUUUGGCUGCUCAUGGGUGGAUAUAAGAACAUACUUACAACGUAAUAAGCGUCAGAAAUACUGAAAAGCGUCUCCAUAUCCAAGGAUAAUUCAGAUUCACUUUUAGACGCCAGACCCGUGACCCUCCCUAAAGAAGCCGACUCGAGACCAUUUCAGUCUUCCUUUUGCACUUGUAUCUUUAUCUACAAAGACUUAGUUUUACUUAAUUAUGAUAUUGGAGUCACCAUAAACCGAUUACAUCUGACGGAUAGAAUUGUACUCGGGAAAAUAAGCCUCAGCUGAGUAAACGAUUAUAGCUGAUAAGGAAAGGAGACCUUCGGCUGAGUUGUUCUAAAAGACACAACCCUACACUUAUGACAAAAAAAAAAAAGAAAGAAAAAAAGGAAAACAAUUUAAAAAAAAGUGGAAGCUUCUUUCAUUUCUGCAGCUAUUUGCUUAUUUGUUUAUUUAUCAACCAAUAAAGUUUAUCUAUAUUUUGUUGUAGGGAUUCUUCAUUUUCUUCUUUCACUGCUUGGGAAAUAGUGAGGUAAAUAUAAAUUUUGAGUCUCCGUAAUUCUUAUCAAGAAAAGCUGGUUUCAUUUAAUGAGUGCCUGUUAUUUGACUUUGAAUUCCUAUCUAGAUAAGGGGACGUUUCAAACGAAGAGUCCAAAAAAUCCACCCGAGUGCAUUUAAUCAAAGGCAAGGUGACAAUAGAGAAAACUCUCAAGCUCGUCAAAAUCACAAU
Molecule: messenger RNA, 15187 nt
Organism: Pocillopora meandrina
Lineage: Eukaryota; Metazoa; Cnidaria; Anthozoa; Scleractinia; Pocilloporidae
Source: the annotation of a GenBank genome assembly